This is a messenger RNA of Frieseomelitta varia, 1776 nucleotides long. RefSeq names its product larval cuticle protein A2B-like. The coding region runs from base 302 to 943 and encodes 213 amino acids. The record is from RefSeq and is a predicted model, not a curated record. NCBI's taxonomy places the organism in Eukaryota, Metazoa, Arthropoda, Insecta, Hymenoptera, Apidae. The transcript has 4 exons. Gene Ontology annotation, cellular component: extracellular matrix.
AAAAAAAGAAAGAACGAAUCGAUUGUAAUAUUUAAUUUGACGUUUGAUCAAGAAAUUAACACGAAAUAAUUCUGACAUAAUUUUGUCACCGAUAACAUGAUCUAUUAUCCAUUGCUCAUUGCGUUCACCCAACAUAAGUGCAAACUCGACGCAGUGGGGUAAAGUGUCUCCAAAGAAAAGUUGAGGGCGGGGUCAACCGAUGGCAAACAGUAUAAAAUCCUAGCUAGCAAAGAACAACGAUACCCAGUUGUUCCAAAGAUAUCAGAACGUCAUUAACUUUUCGGUCAUCGCGGCUUGCAAAAUGAUUGGGUAUGUAUUUUUGGCUGUUGUCGUAACUGUUGUCCGUGCAGGAAUAAUCGGGCCAAGUGCAGGAAUAAUUGCUCCCGCUUCUGCAACACUUCCGCAAGCUGCGGCUGCUAUCAUCAGAACUGAAAACUUCGAUCCAAAUCCUCAAUACAGUUUCAGUUACAGUGUGGCAGACGGUCUUACGGGUGACAACAAAGCGCAAGAGGAAACUCGUAACGGCGACGUGGUUCAAGGUAGUUAUAGUCUAAUAGAGCCAGAUGGUUCGCGUCGAGUGGUCUCGUAUGCUGCCGAUCCUAUCAACGGUUUCAACGCUGUCGUUCAAAAAGAUCCUAGCAUCACGGUCAAGACUGCGAUUGCUGCGGCACCAGUCGCUCCUGUCGCAGCAGCAGCCGUGCGACCCGUUGUCGCGUCUCCUGUGCUUGUACGGCCAACAUCGGUUGUUGCUGCGGCCGCACCCGCUAUAGCUGUUCGUCCACAGGCUGCGCUGUUAGCUGCUCCAAUAUCGAGACAACCGUCAUUAGCUGCGACGAACAUAGUCACCGCGAACGCGGGUUUAAUAGGUCUUGGUUCUCUCUAUGGUACACAGGCUCUUCUCGCGGGUGCUUAUGGUACCGGAGGCAUCAUUAAAGUUCACUAAAUAUCACAACGGAAUACAGCUUAACUCAACUUGGCCUAGCUCGAUUCGAUUCGAUACUUUUACAGCAUUACCUUUUUUUCUGUUAAUUAUCUUUAAAACGUCGAAUAUUUAAUUGCGUAUAUUUGAAAAUAUCACUUUUAUUUAUCACCGUUCUUAUAUUCUAUCUUUAUACAUCUGUGAAUCAGCGAUUACUUUUAUUCUCGUAGAUGUUUCCCUUUCUUUCUUUCUUUCUAUUAUUUUAUUUCAGUGAAACAUAAACGUAUCAGAAAUUUAUGGUAUUUACGUCAAAGACGAAAAGUUAUUUAACGAUACCAAUCUCACGUUUGCUAGGAAUUUUCACUAAAUCAAUAACAACAAUGAUUUAGAAAUAGAUAUACAGAUAGAUGGCAUAGAUAUAAUUAGUUUGCAAUGUUGACAACUGAUUUUUUUUUUCAAUUCCUGUUGAUUCCAUUCAGAGAUUUCGUAACGAAAUCAUCAAAUACAGCAAUUUUGUUACAUUAAAUCUUUGAUUUACUUAAAGAGCAAAGAUGAGAUUACAAGAAUAAAUGUCUAUAUAGAAAACUUCGUUAUGACAUAUCGACGCAUUUUUCUACAGAUCGCGAGCCUAUCGUUUCUUUGACAAGAAAAAGAAAGUAAACAAAGCUAACUUUUGUUUUUAAUAUCAUUAGUUACUUUUGUUCAUUUGUCAUAUUUGUAGGUGACAAAAGGUAUAUACUAAAUUCGAUUUUGACUAUCCUAAUUAAUAGCGCUGCAUAUUUAUCCACCAUAAGUCCCUUUUUUUAAAAGCGUAUCGUUAUUGAAUAUGAAAUAAAUAUAUUAUUUAGCAAAUGAAC